GGCCAAUACACCGGAAGCACGUUUUCAGAAAUGGCUGACAAUAACAAGGAGGACCAUGUGGAUGAUGAAAUGUUUGAUGAUGACGACGAAAUGGAAGACAUCGAGGAGGAAGGAGAGGACGAAGAAGAUGAAGAAAUGGGAGAAGAAUCAGGAGAGGCUAAAGUUUAUCUUCCUGGAGACCCGAUAGCCGAGGGGGAGGAGUUGGUGUUUGAUGAAACUGCCUACGUUAUGUAUCAUCAAGCUCAAACUGGGGCACCCUGCUUGAGUUUUGACAUUCUAUCAGAUACACUUGGUGACAAGAGAGAGGAGUUUCCACUUACCUGUUAUGGUGUUUGUGGGACACAGAGUGCAAAAGGACAGCAAAACCAUGUAAUUGUAUUAAAGAUGAGUAACUUAAAUCGUACCUCAAAACCCAAAUCUGAUGAAAAUGAGGAGGAGGACAGUGACUCUGAGAGUGAUGAGGAUGAAGACAGCAAACCUGAAUUAGAAACAGCUCUAGUUAAACACACAGGAUGUAUCAACAGAAUCAGGGCAACAACCAUAGGAGAUAAGAAAAUAGCAGCAACAUGGUCUGAGAAAGGGAGAGUACACAUCUGGGAUCUGACACGCCCCCUAAAUGCUGUGAAUGACUCCAACAUCAUGUCUACAUAUGUAAGAAAUGAGGAGUCACCACCACCAAUGUUCACAUUUAAGGGACAUCAAGUGGAAGGAUUUGCUCUAGACUGGUCUCCAACAACACCAGGUCGUCUAGCAACAGGAGACUGUAACAAAAAUAUUCAUCUCUGGACGUUGAAGGACGGAGGAACCUGGCAUGUUGACCAGCGUCCAUACAAUGCCCACACUUCAUCUGUAGAGGACAUACAAUGGUCACCAAAUGAAGCCAAUGUGUUUGCUUCCUGUUCAGUGGAAAGAACUAUCAGAAUUUGGGAUGCUCGGGCAGCCCCGUCUAAGGCUUGUAUGAUCACAGCCACAGAGGCCCAUGACAGGGAUAUCAAUGUCAUUCACUGGAACAGAAAGGACCCCUUCAUAGCCUCUGGAGGAGAUGAUGGGGUUAUCAAGAUCUGGGAUCUGAGGCAGUUUCAGAAAGGAAAGCCAGCAGCUACCUUCAAACACCACACGGCUCCCAUCACGUCCAUUGAGUGGAACCCUAAUGACAGUUCUGUGUUUGCAGCCUCUGGUUCAGAUGACCAGAUCUCCAUCUGGGACUUAGCUGUUGAAAAAGACAAUAGUGAACCCAGCUCUACUAGUGGGGAGGAUCCAAAUGUUCCACCUCAGUUACUGUUUAUACACCAGGGACAGACAGACAUUAAGGAGAUUCACUGGCACCCUCAGUUACCUGGGGUUAUCAUCAGCACUGCUCACAGUGGAUUCAAUGUGUUUAGGACUAUCAGUGUGUGAAUACUAACUAUACUAAUUCUGCUACAUGAAAAGAAAUUGUAGGCUUCAUCUUUAGUUUUGUAAUUAUUUUUUUUUAAAUGUACCGUAGGUACCUUUUUUCAUAAUUUUGAAAAUGUUCUGUUUUACUACUCUAAUAUUUUUUUCUUGCUUAAGACUUUGAAUUCUGAACAGUAAAGGACUUCAUAAUAUUAAAGAGAAUAACCAUUUCGUGUUCAAAAACAUGGUAUAAUUUGUGUAUAGUGUUUUAAUGAUGCCAAACUGAAUGCAUAUGCAUGUACAUGUACCAUUAUAUGUAAAUGUAUAUAAUAUUUGGAUACUGUAGAUCAAAUUUUCGCAAAAUCUUGAUUUUUGCAACAUAGUUACAUCUAUUUGAUAUUUAUAAUCCAAAUGAAAAAAUAAAAAGUUUUGGUAAUUGUUGUACAUGUAUAUGAUCAAAAAUUAUACAAAUAUACACAAGAAUGACAUUUUUACAAGAAGCACAUUUAGCAAAAAUAAAGCUCUUGCAAAUGAAAAUAGAUUUACAGUAUCCUUCUUCAUAGUACUAUUUGGUCCAUGUUUUUUAUAGCUUCAUUAUAACUCCCCUAGUCAAAAUUUCCCACAGCUUUUGUCCUUUAUUUAAAGAAAGGUUUUAAAUGAUACAAUAUACUUUCAGAAAGUAUAAAGUUGGGUAUUGAAUGACCACCUUUAAUGUAUUUUGGUUGAUGUAUCAAAAAAGGCUGACAAUAGCAAUAAAUCUCUACAUGUUUUAUUA
This is a messenger RNA of Saccostrea echinata, 2149 nucleotides long. Its product is annotated as glutamate-rich WD repeat-containing protein 1-like. The transcript has 6 exons. Gene Ontology annotation, molecular function: protein binding. Lineage: Eukaryota; Metazoa; Mollusca; Bivalvia; Ostreida; Ostreidae. Bases 31 to 1398 code for a protein of 455 amino acids. The record is from RefSeq and is a predicted model, not a curated record.